AUGACGGGUAGAGACGACGCAGUACCUGCAGAAAAGUUUUUUCGCUUCUCAGAAAAUGGUAAUGGUCCAUGGGAAAUCCAUCGACCACAAUCAGUAAUCAUGAGUCUUGUUGAAAAAGAUCGUUUCAGUGGUGAAGUGCUCGACAUUGGCUGCGGUAUUGCUGACAACACAAUCUAUAUUGCCAAACAUGCAAAUAAUGUUCAUGUCACAGGGUUUGAUUUAGUUCCAAAGUCCAUUCAGAUUGCUCGUGAAAAAGCCGAAAAGAAUCAAGUAAACAUUCGAUUUGAAGUUGUAAACAUUCUUGAUGAUCUCUCAAAAAUCAGUACCAUCAAACAACAUUCAUACGAUACUGUUCUUGAUGCAGCUGUUUUUCAUUGUUUUUCCAAUGAAGAUCGACAACUUUACAUGAAAAAUCUCGAAUAUUUGAUCAAACCUGGUGGUUUAUAUAUUCAAUUGUGUGCUAGUGAAAAGGAAACAUAUGAUAAAGGACCACGUCGUUUGAAAAAGGCCGAUUUAAAUGAACUAUUUUCAUCGAAGAAUGGUUGGACAAUUGAAUCAAUCGACGAUUCAGUUUAUGAAUACAUACCUGAUGCUCCAACGGGACAGAGAGCCGAAGCUUAUCUUUCACUAUUUCGACGAGAUAAUAACAUUUGA
Molecule: messenger RNA, 654 nt
Organism: Adineta ricciae
Lineage: Eukaryota; Metazoa; Rotifera; Eurotatoria; Adinetida; Adinetidae
Source: the annotation of a GenBank genome assembly